Messenger RNA from Morus notabilis, 2000 nucleotides. RefSeq names its product polyphenol oxidase, chloroplastic. Bases 30 to 1808 code for a protein of 592 amino acids. Gene Ontology annotation, molecular function: catechol oxidase activity. Lineage: Eukaryota; Viridiplantae; Streptophyta; Magnoliopsida; Rosales; Moraceae. The record is from RefSeq and is a predicted model, not a curated record. The transcript has a single exon. Gene Ontology annotation, biological process: pigment biosynthetic process.
CUCUUUGUUCUCAAUCAAUCUCAAAAGUCAUGGCUUCCCUUUCUCUAACACAUCCACUAAAUCUCAAUCCUAGUACUGCCAUCUCCACCUCUUGCUUCCCUCCCUCAUUUGCCGGAAAAAAAUCCCACGCUCCCAAUCAUCGCUAUAAGGGGCAGUCGACCACAUGCAAAGGUUCUAGGGAGGAUGACCAAAGUCCUCUUGGAAAGCUUGACAGGAGGAAUCUGCUCAUUGGCCUCGGAGGGCUAUACGGCACCGCGGCGGGGCUCGGCUCCGAUCCAUUGGCCCUCGCUAACCCGGUGGCGCCGCCUGACCUAUCCAAAUGCGGUCCGGCGGACUUCCCCCCAGGCGCCACGCCUACCAACUGUUGCCCACCAAUAUCCUCAAAGAUCAUAGAUUACAAGUUACCACCAGUAAGUAAAUUGCGUGUUAGGCCUGCAACUCAUACAGUUGACGAGGCGUACAUUGCCAAGUACAACAGAGCAGUUCAACUCAUGAAAGAUUUACCGGAUAGCGAUCCAAGAAGCUUCUCGCAGCAAUCCGACAUUCAUUGCGCGUAUUGCGAUGGCUCCUACGACCAAGUGGGGUUUCCCAACCUUGAGCUCCAAGUUCAUGAGUCAUGGCUAUUUUUCCCGUUCCAUCGGUGGUACCUCUACUUCUAUGAGAGAAUCUUGGGAAAACUUAUCGACGACCCGACCUUCGCUUUGCCGUUCUGGAACUGGGACUCUCCACCGGGCAUGCAGUUUCCGGCGCUCUACGCAAAUGCUAAGUCGCCCCUCUACGACAAGCUCCGAGAUGCCAACCAUCAACCGCCGGUAACCGUUGACCUUGACUACAGCAAAGCCGAUGCUGGUGUUCCGACGACCAGUAAGGACGUUCAGGUGUCAGCUAACCUCAAGAUCAUGUACCGGCAAAUAAUAGCCAACGGGAAAAAUGCGCGGCUGUUCCUCGGCGAGCCUUAUCGCGAAGGAGACGAUCCUAGCCCCGGGCCGGGUUCAUUGGAGAACGUCCCGCAUGGACCAGUCCACUUGUGGACAGGCGAUAGCACACAGCCGAAUUUUGAGAACAUGGGGAACUUCUACUCGGCUGCUCGAGACCCCAUAUUCUUCUCACACCACUCAAACAUUGAUCGAUUGUGGAGUGUGUGGAAAACAUUGGGAGGGAAAAGAAAUGACUUCACCGAUCCGGAUUGGCUCAACUCCGGCUUCUUGUUCUAUGACGAGAAUAAACAGCUUGUGCGUGUUAGGGUUGGUGAUUGCCUUGACUCGAAAAAGCUCGGGUAUGUCUACCAAGACGUUGAUAUUCCGUGGCUGCAGACCAAGCCAACGCCGCUUAGAACAAAGCGCGCUGUGGCAAGAAGUAGUAGUACUUUAGUUGGGGCUGCACUUGCGGCGGACACGAAGAAAACCACGACUCGCGUCAAGUUCCCGAUAAAGUUGGACAAGGUGAUAAGUACGGUGGUGUCGAGGCCGAAGAAGUCGAGGAGCAAGAAUGAGAAGGAUGACGAAGAGGAAGUGUUGGUAAUUGAGGGAAUUGAGUUUGAUAGGAAUAAUCCGGUGAAGUUCGAUGUUUAUGUGAACGAUGAGGAUGAAAGUGGACCGGAAAAUUCCGAGUUUGCAGGGAGUUUUGUUAACGUGCCUCAUAAGAAGAAGGGAGACAACAAGACUAGAACUAAUUUGAGGUUGGGCAUAACAGAUUUGCUAGAGGAAUUGGAGGCUGAGGAUGAUGAUAGUGUGGUUGUGACUUUGGUGCCAAAGUUUGGGAAAGGACUCGUCACCAUAUCUGGGAUCAAAAUUGAUUUUAUAGCAUGAGAUAUCCCCAAUGUAAUUAAAGUGUUAUGGUGUUUUGAUUUGGAAUAAUCUUGUUUUGGAAUAAAGCUUCUUAUGAUUUUGUAAUUUUUCUUUUUUUUUUCCUUUCAACUUUUCCUGAUCUUUAUGGAUAUUAGUUUUGUGGUGGAACUAGCUAGCCUCCGGCAAAAAGCCAUGCACCAUCAGUUGAAAGCU